AUGAGUUUGGACAAGGUUAUCGAUUCGUUCAAAGUUCGUAUUGACAAUCUGACGCAAGAUUGGGACCAUAUUUGUUCUUCGGUCUGCGAGACGUCAGACGACGAACUUAGGCUUAUGAAAGCUAAGCUUGACAUUGUACAAGAACAAAAUUCUACUAUCAUUGUCGAUCUGGAUCGGAUCAAAAAAUACUUGAACUUGGAAGAAGAUAGAUCUAACAACGUUUUUAGCUCGAUAGUGGACACGUCUCUUGGAACGCUGAACUUACCACCAUCAAGUGAAGAAGAAUUUGCAAUCACACCAAAGGAGAAGCCAGGGAGACCUUCGGACUGGCUUCCCUCGAUAAGCUCACAAAAACUGCCCCGCCCUGGAUCCACCAUCGAACGCCAUAUACAUUCGAGCCAGGAUCUGUCCCCAUUAAACCAAUAUCCAUUGUCAUUCAACGUGCACACUUUCUUUACCAAUCAUUGUUCACCGUCACCGUGGAAAAGAAAACAAAUAUCUGAAUCUCCAUAUGCACCUUUUAAGAAGGCUUGUCCAGGCGUACCGUUAGCUCAAGACGAAAAUGAAUACACAGAAUACCAUAAAACGCAGAAACUACUUAUCGUUGAGUCUCCUUCUGGUAAACCAAUAGUGAGACCCCAACUAAAGCCUCUGGCGAGACCUAAUAUCGAAAACCUUGCAGAAUUUGGGUGUCCGACAAAAGCCACUCAGGUUAAACAGGAGGAUUUUAAGUUUCGAAUGAGUGACAACCCGAAAACAGUUAUGGAUAUGUACCAGGAGUAUGAAUGCAGCUUAAGGCCUCAAAUUUUAGAUUUCGAGAAAAGAUUUGGAAAAGGUCAGCUAUCCAGACUACCCAAAGUUCGAACGUAUCAAAGGCGAAGAGCAUUGGCUUGUGAGAUCGAGAAGUAUUCAACACGCUACGGAUUUAGUAUUGAUGAGUCUAUCAAAUACUUCGAAAGUAUAAGGGUUCAAAAUAAAAAAACCGUCCCAUGGCUUUAUAAUAACUUGAAUGAGAUACUGAAACACUACGGCUAA
Messenger RNA from Lachancea nothofagi CBS 11611, 1035 nucleotides. The record is from the annotation of a GenBank genome assembly. NCBI's taxonomy places the organism in Eukaryota, Fungi, Ascomycota, Saccharomycetes, Saccharomycetales, Saccharomycetaceae.